AUGGACCAACUACAGAACGUGAUCGAUGGCUUCAUCGACUUUGAGGGACAACGACUAGCUGAGCAGCUCACAACCGUGCUACUGGGCCUUGCCGGGAUCGUGGCGUUCCUGGUAGGCUUCGUCAUGAAGGAUCUCUCGUACACGGUGUGGAUCGGGCUGGGCGGGACCGCGCUGACGGUGCUGGCCGUGGUGCCGCCGUGGCCGAUGUAUAAUCGGAAUGGGCUCAAGUGGUUGCCUGUCGAAGGCGGGCAGGGGAAGAAGACGCAGUGA
This is a messenger RNA of Morchella importuna, 270 nucleotides long. RefSeq lists its product as uncharacterized. The coding region runs from base 1 to 270 and encodes 89 amino acids. The record is from RefSeq and is a predicted model, not a curated record. NCBI's taxonomy places the organism in Eukaryota, Fungi, Ascomycota, Pezizomycetes, Pezizales, Morchellaceae. The transcript is spliced from 4 exons. Gene Ontology annotation, cellular component: endoplasmic reticulum membrane; signal peptidase complex. Gene Ontology annotation, biological process: protein targeting to ER.